AUGAAACGUCUCCGCAGAUUGUCUAAUAAUCGUGUUGUGGAGUUUUGUGAGGAUAUCAUAAUUAACAUAUUGCAUUGUUUGCCCUCAAAAUCUCUGGCAAGGUUUAAUUGUGUAUCUAAGGAUUGGCAUAAGUACAUUGCUGAUUCAUCUCUGUCUUAUAGUUGCCGUUUUCGGCGAUGGAGACCUCAACCAAAUCUAAUUGGAUUCUUUUACCAAUCUUGGGAAACCCCUAAACGUUCCCAAAUUCGUUUCUUCUUCUCAUCAAAUGAAGUGAAUAAUAUUGAUGGUAGUAGUUUGGAUGAGUCAGUCAAUUCUCUUGGCAGGAAGAGAGUGUAUAUUGUCGCAUCAUCCAACGGUUUUCUUCUUUGCAAUGACCUUACAGGGGUUUAUUAUGUUUAUAAUCCUGCCACGAGGCAGAGUUUGGCUCUCCCAAAAACUCAAAUCGACAUGACGGACCCAUUUGUUGGAUUUAUUUGUAAGGUAGAUGACCCAAAUAAAGAUGUCAUCUCCUUUACCAUAGUUCGCUAUGUGAUGCCUCUUGUUUGGGAGUUUCUGUCCACUAUAACUAUUGAAACUUUCUCUUCUGAGACUAAUGUGUGGACUGCUAAUAUUAAAAUUUUUGAACCUAUUGGACUGUGGCUGCCGAUAUUGGAUAAGAAAUCGUCAUCAACUUGUGGCGCCAUCGAUGGAGUAUUAUUCUGGUGGCUUGAGAAUGGACGACACAUCACUGCUUAUGAUAGUGUCGACAAGAGUUUCUGGGCUUUGGAAUUGCCUAAUGAUGAAGAGAUGGUGCCCAGACGCAGUUGUUAUCUUGGAAUAUCGAGUGGGGCUUUAUAUUUUGCAUUGAAUCUUGGGGAAGCGAUCACUGUGUGGCGCCUAGAGAGCAAUAUUCGUAGUCGAGAUGCAGUGUGGGUUAGGAUUUAUAAGGCAAAUGUGGUCAGUACAAUUCUACAAUGUCCAGAGGCUUAUGGACUUGGCGUCAACGCUCUUAGUUUAAAGGAAUUUGGUAUAGUAGGCUCUAUUGGUAUUAAGGUGCAGAGCAUGGUUAUUCAUCCUGCUAUUCCGCACAUUUUCUAUUUGGAUGUAAGAGGUAAGGUUAUUUCUUAUGACUUGGAAACAGAUAUUGCAGAAUUUGUGCAUGAUUUUGGAGAAUAUUGGUGGAGAACACAACACUUCAAAUUAUUUGCUUAUGAGUGGCAUCAAUGGCCACGUCUUCUAUAG
Molecule: messenger RNA, 1221 nt
Organism: Nicotiana attenuata
Lineage: Eukaryota; Viridiplantae; Streptophyta; Magnoliopsida; Solanales; Solanaceae
Product: F-box protein At5g03970-like
Exons: 1
Coding region: 1-1221 (406 amino acids)
Molecular function (GO): protein binding
Source: RefSeq, a predicted model, not a curated record